AUAACAGUUUGAACGUUCAUCGCGUUGAGACAAAGAAGCAUCUCCUCCUGGAAGAAAGUGACUUGUGAAUACAUUUACGUUUAAUUUUUGCACAGUGAAGUGAAUAUUGCGCCCGUUAAUAUGAGUAAAAAAUUUGAAGUAAAUCGUGAAGGUUAUACCAACGUCUAUGUAGACGGUUGUUGUCUAAACCAAGGCACACCUCAAUCCGCUGCUGGUUAUGGCAUUUUUUGGGGCCCCAAUAAUAAAAAUAACUUAGCUGGACAAUCUCGCAAAAAUGCCACGAACAAUGUGGCAGAAAUUCAAGGUGCCACCGUUGCUAUCCAACAAGCUGCUAGGUUGGGCAUUAAAAAAUUAUGCGUGGUUACUGAUUCUGAGAACGUGUACGAUGCGGUAACUGAACACCUUCCGCAAUGGAAAAAGAAUGGCUGGCACAGGCUAUACGAGGGGCAUAGCAAACAGCCGAUCAAAGACCGUGCUGCUUAUGAGAAAUUGGAUAAGGCCAUUCAUGGUAAUUCAAAAGUGGCCAUAAAAUUCCAACUUGUCGAAGCACAUUCCGGCAACCAAAAUCAUAAUGCAGCUGAUCGAUUGGCUGCUGAAGGAGCUCGACUCCAUUACAAUAAUUAAACAUAUUUCACGUGUAUCACACACAAAAAUUAUUUCGAUGGAUACCUAAAUCUUGAUAUAUGUGCAAAAGUGUUAGCGAGAAAUGUGUUUUUGAUUGUGGUGUUUUUACAUUAAGAACGAUUUUUUUUUGAGUAUUGAGCUUUCGAAAAUCUGGUUUAAAAUAGUAAACUUCAAAUCUUGAUCGGACAAACUUCCCGAAGUCAUUUAAGCACAUCUGCAAAGAUUUGAGCAUCCAUUCGAUUAUAUUUUCGGAAUGAAAGUAACAAUUUCGUUAUGACCAGUUUGAAUAUUUCUUUGUUUAAAAAGAGUUUCCAAAGUUAAGAAAAUAAUCUCAGUUGAAGCAAUUCGUUUUGGAAUUACAAUUUUUAGGUUCUUCAUUAGACUCUUUUUUUUAUCCAUUAUAUAAUUAAGAUAAGACUGAUCUAGUGAAAAAGAGCCAUGUAAUCGAACCACAUUUUGUUGAUAGUUAUGCUAUGAUUGUUUCAAAAUUGAAACUUUUUUCUCAUAACAGUAGGGCGAAUUUCUUUUGAAAUUUUUCUUUCAAUUUGACUUUUUCACAAAGUUGCCUUCAUAUACGUGUAAUUUAAGCAGACAUUCAAUGCUGCUUAGUAUCGAACGCGGUUCUUGUAUUUGCAGCUAGCUAUUUCUCGCAGUUUUACAUCGCAAUACAUUUCCUUAUUGGGAUUUUCGUUGAUUGUAAACAAAUCUGUCUAUCUUUUACAUUUUCACUACACACUUCUAAUGGACAUAUACUAUGUACAGUGGCAAUGCGUUGAUAUAGGCAGACUUGUUGAAAAAAAGUUAAAUAAACAAAACCAAAAUCUCCAUAAGGGAAUAUAUUGGCAGUGUAAAACUGCGAGAAAUAGCUAGCUGUGAAUACAAGAGCCACGCUCGAUACUAAGCAACAUGGAAUUUUUGAAUUUAAGUGUUACAACUCAUUCCGAAUCUAAAUAAAAAUAAAAGUAGAAAUUUCCCAUGAAAUUGUUACAAUGCAAAAA
Molecule: messenger RNA, 1622 nt
Organism: Sitodiplosis mosellana (orange wheat blossom midge)
Lineage: Eukaryota; Metazoa; Arthropoda; Insecta; Diptera; Cecidomyiidae
Product: ribonuclease H1-like
Exons: 2
Coding region: 121-624 (167 amino acids)
Biological process (GO): DNA replication, removal of RNA primer
Molecular function (GO): nucleic acid binding; RNA-DNA hybrid ribonuclease activity
Source: RefSeq, a predicted model, not a curated record